AUGAGGAGCACUUUACCGUUUAGUGGCGUUUCUGACAGCUCAUCCUCGAGUAGCUCUGAGGGUUCAGUAGAUCCAGACCUCGGUGAUGAUGUGUUCGACAAUGAAGAGGGACCUUGGAGGUUUUCGCCGAUUCGUGAGCCCGGUACGAUGCAGGAGAUAGGUGAUCCAGACGAAGAUCCUACGAGCCCGUCGGAGUGGGAGGAGGAGCCGGAGGAAGUUCCCUUACCGGCAUCAAACGAGGAUUCUACGAGCCCGUCGGAGUGGGAGGAGGAGCAGGAGGAAGUUCCCUUACUGACAUCAGACGAAGAUCCUACGAGUCCGUCGGAGUGGGAAGAGGAGCUAGAGGAGGUUCCCAUUGAUGAUUCAGAGGAGGACCAUGGCUGCGCGUCUGACUCGGAGCAUGAGUCAGACCCGGAGGAGGCUUCCGACUAG
This is a messenger RNA of Impatiens glandulifera, 432 nucleotides long. RefSeq names its product glutamic acid-rich protein-like. NCBI's taxonomy places the organism in Eukaryota, Viridiplantae, Streptophyta, Magnoliopsida, Ericales, Balsaminaceae. The transcript has a single exon. The record is from RefSeq and is a predicted model, not a curated record. Bases 1 to 432 code for a protein of 143 amino acids.